Chiloscyllium plagiosum (whitespotted bambooshark) is the source of this 1957-nucleotide messenger RNA. Its product is annotated as carboxypeptidase A1-like. Gene Ontology annotation, biological process: proteolysis. NCBI's taxonomy places the organism in Eukaryota, Metazoa, Chordata, Chondrichthyes, Orectolobiformes, Hemiscylliidae. Gene Ontology annotation, molecular function: zinc ion binding; metallocarboxypeptidase activity. The record is from RefSeq and is a predicted model, not a curated record.
GUUUGCACGAUUCAUUGCAGAACUUGACGGGGAAGCGCUAACCACACGCCUAUCACAACACUUUGUAACAUCCAUCGCCAAAGCUUGUGCGUGAAAUAGCCGCGAAAUUGCGCAAAUACUCUCCACGUCCCGGUCACAACGCUGCAACUUCCCCUGACAGCGCAUUAACACCUGCCUUCAAAUUUCCCUCGGCUUUUCCCAACCGAAGAUCUGAAAUUGAGAGUUUCAACAGGUUGAGAAAAUGAGGGGACUUUGGCUCUUUCACAGCAUUGUCUUGGUGGUUGCUCACAGUCGGGUAACAUUUGUAGGUGACCAAGUACUGCGUUUCCGUGUUAACAGUCAGGAGCAGCUUGCUAUGGUGAAGUUCCUGGCAGAAUUGGACAAUCUGAAGCUUGAUUUCUGGAAAGAACCUGUAAGCAUCUCACUCCCAAUUGAACUCCGUGUUCCUCGCAAGCAUGUCCACACUGUCAAAUCUUUCCUGGAGUCCAAUGGUAUCACAUAUUCUGUCAUGAUCAAGAACUUGCAGCCUUUGGUGGAUGAACAACAUAUGAGCAUGUUGGGUUCUGAUCUGGGACGAAAUGGGACCGACAGCUUUAAUUAUGGAAACUACCACAAAUUAAAGGAGAUUUUUACAUGGCUAAAGGAUCUUGCAGCUGAAAACCCACAAUUAGUCCGAAGAAUCAAGAUUGGUAGAAGUUCCCAAGGGCGAGCUCUUCAUGUCCUGAAGUUUAGCACUGGACGUAACCGUCCUGCCAUAUGGAUUGACAGUGGUAUCCAUGGCCGUGAAAGAGUAGCACCUGCUGUCGCAAUCUGGAUUGCAAAGAAGAUCACGACUGAUUAUGGAAUUGAUCCCUCCAUCACAUCAUUACUGAAUAAAAUGGACAUCUUCAUGGAAAUCAUGGCAAACCCAGAUGGCUAUGUUUACAGUUGGACCACAAAUCCAAUGUGGCGUAAGACCAUGUCCAAAAGCCCUGGAACUCAUUGCUUUGGAGUUGAUGCAAACAGAAACUUUGACACUAACUUUGGAGGCAAUGGGAGUAGCAAAGCCCCUUGUGCAGAAAGUUAUUGUGGGCCUCAUGCGCAUUCCGAACCAGAGGUGAAAGCCAUUGUGAAUUUCAUCAAAAACCAUGGCAAUUUCAUGGUUUUCAUUACACUCCAUAGCUAUUUCCAGCGUUUGCUGUAUCCUUAUGGACGUACACACAUGCCUCCAGAAAACUUUGAAGAAUUGGCCACACUAGCCAGUGAAGCAAUUGAAGCUCUGACCUCCUUGUAUGGCACUCAGUAUACACAUGGAAGUAUUGUACAAGCUAUUGGUGAGAGUAGUGGGAACAGCAUUGACUGGAGCUAUGACCAAGGUAUUAAAUAUGCAUAUGCCUUUGAGUUGCGUGAUGAAGGUCAAUAUGGCUUCAAACUUCCACCGAAUCAAAUCGUUCCCACGGCUGAAGAAACCUGGUUGGCCAUCAAGAAAAUAAUGGAGCAUGCUUCCAAUGUCUUACCUUGAUAUUAUCGCUGCUGAUUUAGAAGGCCAGUGCUCAGGGCCAACCAGCUACUUAACUGUAUUGUUAUUGUGCAUCCUUUCUGCUGUAUGGCUAUAGAUACAGAAUUGCAUAUUGCUAUAAUACUUAACACAACAUACAGUGCAAAAAGAUGGAAGCUCAUUACUGUCACCUCUGCCAUUGCAGAUUUACAUUAAUUCCAGCUUUUACAAGCAAAUGGUUUGAGAAGAUACCUGAGUGACAGGGCUGACCUUAGCUUUAAUGUAUAAUAACUUGUUCACUGUUCAAAUUGAGAGGUUAUUCUAAUCUGACAAUGAGGGGUUCUCCAACCCUUGGUCAGGGUUUACUUCAAUCUCAGAAUAUGUGUGUAGUGUUGAAUUGUUCAAUUUUUCUGUGUUUGUCUAUAUUUGUCUGGUAGGAGAAAGUAAGGACUGCAGAUGCUGGAGAUCAGAGCUGAAAAA